CCCGGGAGGGUGGCUGGGCGGCUGGCCGCGCUCGCUCGGGGCGUGCGGAGACGGGGCCGGGAGACUCUUUGGAAACUCCGGACGCUGAGAAACAUGGCACUCCCCACGCUGCCCUCCUACUGGUGCACCCGAAGGCUCCUGGAUCAGCAGGUAGCGCGACAGCGACAGCGAGAGCAGGAGGCCCGACUUCGGCAGCAGUGGGAUCAGAACAGCCGCUACUUCCGGAUGUCUGACAUCCGGACCUCCAAACAGGCAGAAUGGAGCUCCAAGACCUCCUACCAACGGAGCAUGCAUGCCUAUCAGCGAGAGAAGUUGAAGGAAGAGAAGAGGAGGUGUCUGGAGGCCAGACGGGAGAGACUGAGGCAGCUCCUGAUGGAGGAGCAGGACCUGCUGGCCAAAGAAUUGGAGGACCUGAGGCUGAGCAUGAACUUGCAGGAGAGAAGAAUCCGAGAGCGCCAUGGGAAUCUGAAAUCGGCUCGAGAAGAGCAAAGGAAACUGAUUGCUGAACAGCUGUUGUAUGAGCACUGGAAGAAGAAUAACCCCAAACUUCGAGAGAUUGAAUUGGACCUUCACAGGAAGCAUGUGGUAAACUCUUGGGAAACGCAAAAAGAAGAGAAAAAGCAGCAAGAAGCCACAAAGGAGAAAGAGAACAAACGAUUUGAAAAUGAAUAUGAAAGAGCCCGAAGGGAAGCGCUGGAACGGAUAAAGGCAGAGGAGGAGAGGAGGCAAAUGGAGGAUAAACUCCAGGCUGCAGCGCUGCUGCAGCAGAUGGAGGAGCUGAAGUUGAAGGAGAUGGAGGCCACCAAACUGAAGAAGGAGCAGGAGAAUCUGUUGAAGCAGCAAUGGGAGCUGGAGAGGCUGGAGGAAGAGAGGAAGCAGAUGGCAGCCUUACGGCAGAAGGCAGAGCUGGGACGCUUUUUGAGACACCAGUAUAAUGUGCAACUCAAUAGACGUACCCAGCAGAUCCAGGAGGAGCUGGAGGCGGACAAGCGCAUCCUGCAGGCACUUCUAGAGAAGGAGGAUGAGAACCAGCGCGUGCACUUGGCCAGGCGGGAGCAGGCGCUGGCAGACGUGGCGUGGAUGAAGCAGGUCAUCGAGGAGCAGCUGCAGCUGGAGAGGGAGCGGGAAGCAGAGCUGCAGAUGCUGUUGAGGGAGGAGGCCAAGGAAAUGUGGGAAAAGAGAGAGGCCGAGUGGGCCCGAGAGAGGAGUGCGCGAGACAAGCUGAUGAGCGAGGUCCUGAUAGGAAGACAACAACAAAUACAAGAAAAGAUUGAACAAAAUCGACAGGCACAAGAAGAAUCCUUAAGACACAGGGAAGAACUUAUUCGAAAUCUUGAGGAGGCAAGAGAUUCAGCUCGCCGUGAGAAAGAGGAGAGUGAAGAACUGAAAUCAGCCCGGAAGCAGGAACUGGAGGCCCAGGUGGCAGAGCGCCAGCUGCAGGAGUGGGAAGCAGACCAGCAGGAGGAGCAGGAGGAAUUGGAGACGAGGCAGGCAGAACAGCUCGCCGAUGCCCUGCUGCAGCGGGAGGCAAAGAUGAUGGCUGAGCAGGGCUACCAGCCCAAGCCGUAUGGACAUCCCAAAAUUGCUUGGAACUGACAUCCUUGGGCCUGUGAGCACAGCGAGCAAGGAUCUGAGGCCUUCAGUAUGCAGCCACCCGCGAGUUUUACAGCAUGCGAUCCUGGGGCUCAGGUCUCCGUGAAGUCGUUCAGUGAGGCCUGUUACUAAGUGGGUCAAGAGUAUGGGCUGUCAGGCCCCAGUAGGAUGCCCUUUCCUACCUUUCUUUCCCAAGCAAGGGGCUUGGAUAGGCACAUGUUUGACAGUUGUCGACGUCUUCCAUUGUGUUUCUAAGUAGUAUAAGUCCUCCCAGGGCAGGAUACACUGCUGGGAGGACUAAGUCACGCUCCAGGGCAGGAUACCUGGUUUCCUACUGACUUGCUCAUGAUUCCCAACCUCCAGUGAAGACUCGAGUGGAGAGAUGAGGGGAGUUUUUGUUUUUGUUUUUGUUUUUUUUUUCAUUUUUUUAAUCGCAAUUUAAAUUUAUUCUUUUGAAAACAAACUUGUAGAUCUUGGUGCAGUUUAUUUCAGGUUUUAUUAACUUAGUGGUCCUAAAAGGGCCACAUCUUAUUUUUGGGAAGAAAAGACUAUGGACUCUGAGGCAGUAUGACAUGGCCUGUGGAUGCUUUCCAGAAAGGUAGUGAAAUGAGCCUCUCCUCCUCUGGGAAGCAUUUUGGUAGAAUUUUCAUAGAGCAUUGUGGUGGGAGGAGUGAUCCCCAACAAGUCUGUUUCUGAGCCUCAAAAGGGGACUUGACCUUCAUUCAGCACUCCACUCUGCUUGUCUCGUGUCUGGGAAGGGCUGAACUACAUGCAGCUUUCUAGGACCCAGGUGCCCGGAGGAAGGGGCAUCAAACCUAAAGAAGUGAAAGCUGACUCAGCCACAGACCCACCAAAAUUUUCUCUAGAUCAAGGCUAAUCUCUGCAAAUCGCUACAAGUUCUUUGUAGCAAUAAUCUUAUUUUUAUGACUUCUGUUUUUCUCCUACUUUUCUUCUGAGGUUUCAGUUUUAAUUAUAUUGUGUUCAAUAUUCCACAUGUCAGUAAAUCACAACUAAUUACAGGGCUCUGUGCUGUGGUUAUUAAAAACCAGAGUUUAUUGGAAAAUCCCGUCUGCAAGCUGUAUUCCCUUUCAUUUCCAUGAUGGGGGAAAACAAAUUGAGCUGCAAACUGCAUUCUUAAUCUGUUUUUCAUUUUCUUGCUUUGAAUUUCUUUGCCCUGAUCCCCUGAGCACCACUUUCAUUAUGCAUGCUCAUAUUUAUUUUCCCUGUUUCAAAUGUUCAUUAAUUGUGAAAUAAAGUUCUGGUUUGACAGUAUCAUUUCCAGGCUUUGUCACUGUUGCUUUUAUUAAUCCUCACAAAGUGGAUAGUGCAGAAUGAUAGAUUUUUACUGAUUUAAUCCACAUCUACAAGUUUAGCUAUUUCCUAUGACUGGUAACAUUUUCUAAGUAUUCUUUUUUCUCAAGUGAUGUCAUCCACACUUCUGGUUUCCAUUGAAGCCUCUUCUUCGUAAACCUCAGAAUUAUUAGCUAUCAUGUAUUGUCUGAGUUCUGGCAUAGAAUUGAAUAUGACAGAAUGACUGGUACUAGGUACUCAAAUAUUUACUAAUUUUUUAUUUCUUUGAAGUUUUGUUUUUGAAGCCUACCGGUUAUUUUCCUUAUUAGCAUUAAAAACUAUAUUGCGGUAGUUAACUUCCCUGGUACAUUUAAAUGUUUCCUCUUUAAACUGGGCCAAAAUAUUCAUUUCUAAAUUUAGAGCUUCCACUACUUUACUAUUUGUAGAACCUCUAUUCCUGUUAUAUAUAUAUAUAUAUAUCUUGAUUAUGUUAUGGUUAAUAUAUGCAUAUAUUCGUUUUAUUACUUUUAACUGCUUUUUCCUACUUACUGUAAAUUUGAUGAUGUAUAGAUUAUUCUUCAGUAGCUUCUGCUAUGGAGGUCAACUCUUUUAGGAUAAAGGCAUUGAAGCCAUGAUAAACAUGAAGUGAUUCUUGUUGUAUAUGUGUGUGACGUUUACACGCUCUGCUUGUUCAGCACAUGGUGCUCUUGGGGAGGGGGCUGCACUGGGCCCAGCAAAGUGACAGCAGUCGGACCAUACACAGGUGAGCUGCUCUCCAGGCUCAAGAAUGGUGUGACUUGGGACUGAAGGAACCAUUUGUGCAAUAAAUAUUUUUUUAUGGCUAUAACGAAUAUUUUUUCCCGAUCUGGUUCUUAGGUAGUUUUCAAUGUUCAUACAACGUAGAGCAUCAUGGUAAUGUCUUCAAAGCCUAGGCAUUU
This is a messenger RNA of Talpa occidentalis (Iberian mole), 3821 nucleotides long. RefSeq names its product trichoplein keratin filament binding (gene TCHP). Gene Ontology annotation, cellular component: keratin filament. The record is from RefSeq and is a predicted model, not a curated record. The transcript is spliced from 13 exons. Bases 94 to 1596 code for a protein of 500 amino acids. Gene Ontology annotation, biological process: apoptotic process. NCBI's taxonomy places the organism in Eukaryota, Metazoa, Chordata, Mammalia, Eulipotyphla, Talpidae.